AUGACACGAAAGAGCAAGCAAUCACCUUUUAUUCCUGUUGAUCUUGAAUUGGACAGAACUUUAAGGAUAGUUAGGAGGCAACUACGAGGUGUUUCUCAUCCUCAAAUUAUUUACACCGAUUCAGAAUCAGAAGAAGACAUCAUGGCAGAUGAUGGUCCUCCACGACCGCCUCCUCCGAAGCCACGCCUACUCCGAGAUUAUGGGCAUCCGGAAAGUUUUGAGCUUCGUAGUGGAAUUUUGCUACCCACUACGACGGUCAAUAACUUUGAAUUGUCACCCUCAUUAAUCCGGAUGAUAAAGCUUGAUCAAUUUGGAGGGGCACCAACCGAAUGUCCUUUUACACAUUUGGACAACUUCUAUGAGCUUUGUGCUACUAUUAAGCAAAAUGGUGUUACCGAUGAGUUUGUCAAGAUGCAUAUGUUCCAUUUUUCUCUUCGUGAUAAGGCAAAGCAUUGGUUGAGAACGGUUCCGGAAGGUUCUUUGACUACUUGGAAUGAGGUCACAAAGGCUUUUCUUGAUAAAUAUUGUCCACCCGAGAAGGCCGCCGAAUUGAGGCGGAAGAUCACAAAUUUCACUCAAGAAGAGGAUGAGACUUUGAGUGAGGCAUGGGAGCGAUUCAAGGAGUAUGUUAGAUCAUGCCCUCACCAUGGUUUCAACCAAUGGCUUGUUGUUCAAAGCUUCUAUGAUGGCCUACAUCCUACAUCGAGAUCUCACCUAGAUGCAGGUGCCGGUGGUCAAAUUAAGAAGCUUCCGGUGGAGAAGAUGAUUGAGGAAAUAGCAAAACUCCAUGCAUGGGGUAGUGAUAGAAGAGCUACUCCGAAGAAAAGUGUUGGUGGGAAGCAUGAGGUUGACACCAUUGAUUUCUUGAACUCAAAAUUUGACAUGCUAGCAAAGAGGCUUGAAAAAUCUAACAUGGGUUCUACAUGUGCUCCGGUCCAAGUAAUGUCUUGUGAGAUUUGUGGAGGUGUUGAUCAUCUCUCUUCUUAUUGUAACUCCACCAUGGAGCAAGCGGCGGCCAUAAAUCCAAGAUUUGAUCCUUAUUCUCAAACAUACAAUUCGGGGUGGAGACACCACCCAAAUUUCUCAUACAAGUACAAUCAAGGGAUUCAACCACCUCCUCCUCCUCAACAACAACAAGCUCCUCAACGCCCAACACCCAUUCCACCAUAUAGGCCACCGGGUUUCAAUCAAGGUGCUUACAACCAAGGUGGGUACAAUCAAGGAGCUUCAUCUCAACCUAAGCCUCAAUUCAAUCAAGCUCCUCCUCAAAAGUCAAAUCUUGAGUCCAUCAUGGAGACUUUCAUUGCUCAUCAAACCAAGACAAAUGUGGAUAUCGACAAGCGCCUAAGUGAGGUAACUUCUUCGGUCCAACAACUCCAAGCCCACAACAAGAUCAUAUAG
Messenger RNA from Spinacia oleracea (spinach), 1401 nucleotides. RefSeq lists its product as uncharacterized. The transcript has a single exon. Bases 1 to 1401 code for a protein of 466 amino acids. NCBI's taxonomy places the organism in Eukaryota, Viridiplantae, Streptophyta, Magnoliopsida, Caryophyllales, Amaranthaceae. The record is from RefSeq and is a predicted model, not a curated record.